CAGACAACAGACCCAGAACACCAGCAGACCACAGACAGCCCCCAGACAGACAGACAGACCAGAACAGCGAGCCAGACCACAGCACAGAACCAGCCAGCAGCAGAUCCAGAAGCAGACCCAGCAGACAGAAGCCCAGACCGCAGCCAGCACCAGACCCAGCAGAAAACAGACAAACACAAAAGACAGCAGACCCCAGACAGCACCCAGAGACAGACCAACAGACCACCCCAGACAGACCAGCCAGCCAGCAGACAGCCCAGCAGACAAACCCAGCACAGCAGCCAGACAAGCAGCACCAGACAGAACAGAGCAAGAACCACAGAAGCAGACAAAGACAGCAGAAACAGAACCCGAGCAGAACAGCCAGACCAGCCACAGAACCAGACCCAGAGCCCAGACCAGACCAACAGACAGAGAACAACCAGACAGACCAGAACCAGCAGACACAGACAGCCAGACAGACCAGACAGAACGCCGCAGACAGACCAGCCCCAGAACAGACCACCAGCAGCCAGAACAGAGCCCAGACCAGACACAGACAGGACAGAAGACCAGCAGACACCAGCAGACAGACCCAAAGCACCAGACCAGCAGACCAGACAGCCCACCAGAACAGAGACAGACCCCAGACAGCCACCAGAACCAGAACAGCCCCAGCAGACAGCAAGAACACCCACCCAGAUCCAGCCCAGAACGAGACCCAGCAGUCAGAAGCAGCCAGACAGGACCACAGAACAGCAGCAGAACGCACCAGACCAGACGACACCAGAGAAACAGACCAGCAGACACAGACAACCAGCAGCAACAAGACAGACCCGCCAGAACCCCAGACACAGACCAGAAACCAGACCCAACAGACAGACAGACAGACCAGAGACAGAGCCAACAGACCCCAGAAGCAGACCAGCAAGACCAGCAGCCAGAACCAGGACCAAGCAGAAAGAACAGCAGCAACACACAGACCAGAACCAGCAGCCCGUGGCAGGCCAGACAGAAAACCACCCAGACAGAACAGACCCCAGCCAGGCAGACCCAGAAACCAGACAGCAGCCCAGCAGAACAGACAGACCAGCAGCAGCAGGAACAGCCAGACCAGCAACCCCAAGCAGAGACAGACAGAAGACAGAAACCAGAAACAGACACCAGCCAAACCCAAGCAGCCGACAACAGCAGCAGCCAGAACAGCCAGACACAGACCAGACCAGCAACAGCAGCCCAGAAACAGAACCAGCAAAACCAACCAGAACAACAAAACCACAGCCAAGACAACGGGUGCACAGCACAGCCAGAAACCCCAGCCAGACAGCCAGCCCGACCAGAAGACAGAACCCAGACAGCAACCAGACAGCAGACACCACAGCACAGCCAGCCAGCAGACAGAAAACAGAGCAGCCCACAGACAGACCAGCCCCAAAACAGAACCCAGACCACAGAACCACAGCACAGACAGAGACAGAACCAGAACAGAAGCAGAAACGACAGAACCCAGAAGCAGAAGCCAGAAACCAGACAGACAGGCAGAACCGCACCAGCAGACAGACCCAGACAGAACAGACCAGACCAAAAACCCAGCAGACCCAGCAGAACCAGACAGACGCAGAAUCAACGCACAACAGCACCCAGAACAGACACCAGCAAGCAGACAGACACAGACCAGAACAGACCAGACACCGACCAGCACCAGACAACAGACAGAACAGCACCCCCAGCACAGAACGAAGAAACACAGACAGACCAGACAGCAAGCAGACACAGACCAGCCGGGCCAAGACAGCAGCAACCAGAAGCAAAGCAGACAGCAGAAAGACCAGACAGAGAAGAGCCAGACACCGCCAAGACCAGGCAGAAGCAGACCAGACAAGAGCCACAGACAGCCAGACAGACAGCAGACAGCACCAGCAGACAACAACCACCAGACCCAGACCAGAAAGCCACCAGACCCAGCCAGACAAGACCACAGACAGACAGAAGCCCAGAAACCCAGAAACAGAACAGACCACCAAGACCCAAACAGAACACAGACCAGAGACCACAGAACCAGACCCACAAGAACAGAAACAGCGCCAACAGCAAGACCAGAACAGCCCGAACAGACAGCCAGCAACCAGACAGAACACAGAACAGACCAGCAGACCCAGCACCCAGCAGCCAGAACACAGACAGCCAGCACAGAACCCAGACAGAAAGCCAGAAGACCACAGCACAGACCCCAGCCCAGACCCAAGCAGAACGAGAGCAGACCAAGAACAGACCACAGACAGCCCAGAGAACAGACCAGCCACAAAGACCCACCAGACCAACAGACCAGGAACAGACAACCAGAAGCAACAACCAGACAGAAACAGACAGAAACCCAGCCCAGACCAAACCCCAGAGCAGAAACCACAACAGCAACCAGAACAGCAAGCCCACCAGCACCAGCACAACCGCAGACACCCAACAACCAGACCACACAGAACCAGCCAGACAGACAGCACAGCAGAACCACCAGAAGCAGAGACAGACCAGACCGGAACCAAAGCAGCAGAGAACCAGACCACCAGACCACAGACAACGCAAGACAGACCCAGACCCACCAGACCAGACCCAGAAGCCACAGCAGACCACCCAAAAGCAGACACACCCAGGACACACAGAACCAGAAGCAACGACAGCCAGCAGCCAGACCACAGACAAGACCCAGACAACCCACGGGACAGCCCAGACAGAAGACAGAACCCCAGACCACAGACAGCCCCCCGCAGCAGACCCCGACAGACAGGCCAACCAGCACAACCCAGCAGAACAGAACGCCCACACCAGCCAACCACCCCCAGCAGACAGAACCCGCCGACACCAGACCAGACGCAGCCAGCAGAAGACCAGACAGACACACCAGACAGCAACCCACCCAGCAGCAGCAGAAAACAGCCAGAGCCAGACAGCACGCACAGAACAGCAGAAGCAACAGCAGAAGACAACCCAACAGCAGGACAGAACACAGCCAGCAAGCCCCAGAACACAGACCCCAGACAAACCAGAACAGACCAGACAGAAAAACAGCACCAGAAGCAACCCACCAGCACCCAGACCCAGACCACCAGCACACCCAGAACGCCAGACCAGCCCGCGCAGCAGCCAGAACAGCAACCCAGCCAGAACCAGAACAGACCAGACGACCACAAGAAACCCCCCAGACAGACCCCCAGCGCAGCACAACCAGCACAAAAGCCCAGACAGCCACCAGCAGACCCACACCCAGAACAGACAGCACCACAGACACAGCCAGCAAACACACAGACCGACCCAAGACAGACCAGAACCAAAACAGCAGAACACACAGAACGGGAACACACCCAGAACACCAGACAGAACCAACAGCCAGAACAGACAGCAGAACCACCCAGAAGCACCAGAACGACAGCAGAACAAAACCAGCCCAGCAGACAGACAAGCCAACCCAGCAGACAGAACCAAGCCCCAGCAGCAGCCAGCACAGAACCGAGAACACAGAACAGAACAGACCAGACAGAACCCAGACAGACCCCAGACAACCCAACCAGCCCCACCAGACAGCAGCACCCAGAACCAGAAGCAGCCAGAACAGACACAGCCAGACAGACAGCCCCAGCAGACACCAGACACACACAAAACCCCAGACAACCAGCCCCCCAGCAGACAGAAAGGACCAACACAGCCCAGCCAGCAGAACAGCCAAGAACAAGACACCAAGCAACCAGACCAGAAAGCCAGAACAGCCAGACAAGCACCCAGCAGAACCAGCCCCAGCAAGACAGAGAAGACCCCGAACAGCACAGACCCCCAGAGAACAGCAGCAGACCAGACACCACAAGACAAACCAGACCAAGACCAGACAGCCCCCAGCCGAACAGAGCCAGAACCAGCAGACAGACAAACAGACACCCCAGAACAGACCAGAGACCAGCCCACAGAACAGACACCAGCCCAGCAGACCACAGAAGCCCCCAGCAGCAGAAGCCAGCAGACCCCAGACAACACAGCACAAACAGACAGCACAGACCAGAAAGCAGAACCAGACAGAACAGACAGACCCAACACCACCCAGACAGAAGCCCAGAGAAGACCAGACACCCCAACCAGAGACAGCACGCAAGACGAGACAGACCAGCAGAACCCAGCACAACAGACCAGACCCCGCCAGACCAGACCAAGAACAGCCAGCCGACAAAACCAGACCAGAACAGACCCCGCCAGAGCAGACAGCACCCAAGACAGCAGCCACCCAGACAGACCCAGAAACACAAAAGCAGACAGAGACCAGCAAACAGAACGCCAGACAGACAGACAGAACCCCCGCAGCAGAAGAACAGCAGCAAACCCAGAACAGCCAGCAGACCAGGACCCCAGAAGAGACAGACCAGAACAGAACCCCAGCCACACCAAGAAAACAGCACCAGCACAGAAACAGACACCAGCCAGACCAGCCACCAGACCCACCCAGACCCAGACAGCCAGACCCCAGAACCACCAGAACAGCCAGCAGACAGCAGAAGCACCAAGCACAACCAGACAAGAAAGCAGAGCCCAGCCCAGAACCAGCAGACCAGACAGACGAAAACAGAAACCAGAAGAACCCACAAGCCCAGCAAGACACCCAGCAGAACAACCAGACAGCAGCCCCAAGCAGAAACAGAAACCAGAACAGCAAACAGAACCAGGACCCAGAGAACAGCAGACCCCCCCCAGACGACCAAGCCCAGACCACAGACACCCGACAGACCAGAGCAGACAGACAGACAGACACAGAACCAGACACCACCCACAGACAAGCCCAACACCCAGAACAAAACCCAAAAAAACCCCACCAGCAGAACCCCCAGACCAGACCACAGCACAGAAGACCAGCAGAAACAAAGAAAACAGAAACCACCCCAGAAAGGCAGCGCCUUUUCAGACAGCCCGCCAGACAAAAAAGCAGACCCCAGACGCCGCAGCCCCCCCAGAACCCGGGGAAACCCAGACCCAAACCCAGCCCCAGAAAACCGACAACCAACCAGAACAGCCAAACCACAGACGAAACAAACCCAGCGGCCAGAAACCAGAAACAGAACAGACAGCAACCCACAGAACAAAGCAGCCAACCAGCCACCAGAAGACCCAACAGAAAAACCAGAACCCAGCACAGACAGCCCAGACGCAGACCAGACAGAAGCCAGCCAGCCAGACCCCCCAGACAAACAGACCAGACCAGCCAGACAGACCACCCAGACCAACCACCCCCAAAACCCAGACCAAACCCCCCAAAACAGAAAAGGGGCCAGCAGAAAAACCAGACCAGAACACCCCAGACAGACAACAGCCACCACAGACCCAGCCCCAGCAGAACACCAGACCACCAAAACAGAAACCCCCACAGCAACCCAGCCCAGAACAGAAACAGCCAGCCCCCAGAACACCCCAGAAACAGAACAACCCCAGAGAAGGCAGAAGAAAAGACCACCAGCCAAGACAGACCCCACAGACCACCCAGCCCAGACAGAGACCAGACCACAGACAGACACCCAGACACCCCAGCAGAGACCAGAACCAGACAGACCACCCCGAACAAGAAAGCAGCAGAAGACCCCCAGCCAGAACCAGCCACCAACCAGACAGCCCCCCAGCAGACCAAGACAGAAGCCAGACAGACAGCCACAGACCAGCAGACCGCCAGCAGACAGACCAGAGACAGCAGAACAGCACAGAAACAGCACCACAGCAGACCAGCAGACAGCCAAGAACAGACCCAGAAGCAGACCACAGAACCACCCACAGACCCCAGCCCAGAGACAGAACCAGACAGACAGACCCAGCAGAAGCCCAAGCGCCAGCAGCCACAGAACCAGCAGCCACAGACCAGAAAGCACCCAGCCCACAGACCAGAACCAGAAGCAGCAGCAGCAGCCCCAGCAGACCAGACCACCGACCAGCCCAGACAGCCCAGAACCAGAAGCCAGACCACCAGAAAGCCACAGACAGCACAAAAACCCAGCAGACACCCAGACAAAACCAGAAGAAGAUCAGACAGAACCAGAACCCCCAACAACCCCAGAACAGACAGCAGACCAGACCCAAAAGCACCAGGAAACAGCCAGAAAGGCAGAGGCCACAAGAACCAGAAACCACAGACCACAGACCCAACACCAGAACAGCAGACAACCAGACAGCCAAGCAGCAGAACAGCAGGCCCAGAGACCAGACCCCAGACCAGCACACAGAAACCAGAACAGACAACAGACACAGACAGAAGACAGCCAGAGCCAGACCAGCCAGCAGAGAAAGGGAACCAGACCCAGCAGCAACAACCAGACCCAGACAGCACAGAACCCCAGCAGCCCCAGACAACCAGAAAGACCCAGCCCAGACAGAACAGACCCAGAACAGACAGCCCCAGACAAGAACAGAACCAGCAGCCCAGACAGAAGCAGAACAGCAGAGCACAGCACACAGCCAGACCAGAACAGAAAAACCCAGCAGACCAGCCAGAAAACAGACAGAGAACCAGACCCCAGAGCCAGACCAGACCAGACCAACAGCCAGCAGACAACCCCAGCACCAGCCAGACAGACCAGCAGAAAAGAAGACCCAGACAGCCCAGCACCAACAGACAACCCCAGAAGCAGAAGAGACCAGCCCCCAGACAGAAAAGCCAGCCCCAGAACCAGAACGACCCAGAGCAGACCCAGACAGACAGAAGCCAGACAGAACCACCCCAGCCAACCCAGCCAGCCAGACCCAGCCAGCCACCCAGACAGAAAGCAGACCCCCACAGACCGCCAGACCAGAACCAGACCCCAGCCAGAACCCAGAACAAGCCCCAGACACAGAAGCAGACAGAAAGACCACAGACCCCAGAACCAGAAGCCAGAACCACAACAGCAAAACCCAGACCCAGACCAGCCCCCAGCCCAGAAAGACCAAGACCAGCAGAACCCAGACAGCCCAGAACAGAACCCAGACCACAGAGCCAGACACCACAGAAGCCCCAGCCAGCCAGACACCCAGCCAGCCAGACCAGAAGCUCAGCCACCAGACCCAGACAGACCAGCCAGACCAGCACAGAAGAACCAGCAGAACCAGACAGAACAAAACCAGCCAGCCCCCCAGCAGAAAAGCCACAGCAGAAGCAGACCACAGAACAGCCAGCACCAGCAGACAAAAACCCAACCGCCCCAGCCAGAAACGCAGAGCAGACCCAGCAGACAGCCAGAAGCAAGACAGCAGCCACCCCAGCAGACCAGCCAGACCACCAGCCAGCACCAGCCCCCAGAAACCAGACAGCCCAGCCCAAAGACCCCCAGACAGCAGAAAACAGCAGAGAACACAGACCCAAACAGAACAGAACCAGCCAGAACCACCAGCAACAGAACCGACACCGAACCAACCACCCAAACCGGGAAACACCAGCCGAACCCCAGACAGACAGAACCCAGGCAGCAAAGACACAGACAGACAGACAGCCCAACCCCCAACCCCCACAGAAAAAACACGCAGCCCCAGACCCAGAACAGAAACGAAAAACCCCCAGACCAGCAGCGGGCCAGAAACCAAACAGACGGGCCCCAGCAGAAGAAACCCCCAGACACAGACCCAGAAAACACAGAACCACCAGACCCAGCCAAACAACCAACAAGAAAAAGCCAGACCAGAACCAGAAAAACAGCACCGGGAGCCCAGAAAGACCAGCCACAGACCAAAGAAAAACAAGCAGCAGACCAGAAAAGCAGCAGCCCAGAACAGACCCCAAACCCCCAGAACCCCAGCAAAAGAACCAGAACCCAGAAGCCACAGACGCAGGACAGCAAAAACCAGCCAGCACCAGCCCCCAAACCAACCGACGCCCCGGGAACCAAGACCCAAACCCCAGCCCAGAACCAGAGACCAGCCCCCAGCCAGACAGCCCAGAAAGGGCACCCCACAGCAGACCCAAGCAGAAAAGACAGGCCAGCGGAAACCCCCCACACCCAGACAAACCCACCAACCAGAAAAGGAAGAACAGACAGAAAGCCCCAGCAGCCAGACAGCGGGAACCCAAAAACCAAGACCAGCAACAGAAGACACCCAGACAACCCCGAACCCAAAAGACCCAGACCCCAGAACAGACAGACGACCGCAGCCAACCAGGGCCCCCAAACAGAAAGACAAAAACAGAACAGAAAAACCGAAACAACCAGCCAAACAGCAGAAAAAAGAACAGGCACCAGCAGCGACACAGCAGCCAGACCAGCCAGAAGCCCAGAGCCAAAACCAACACACCAGACAACACCAGCAGAAACCAGAAGCCGACCAAAGCCCCAGAAACCAAACAGCCCCAGACAGACAGAACCAGAAGAACCAGAAAAAGCCGCAGAGACCCAGAAAACCAGAACCACAGCCACAGACGCACCAAACACAAAACAGACCCCAGACCAGCACAGAACAGACAGCAGAACGGGCCAGACCAGACCAGAACACCGCAGAACCCCCAGCCGAGCCAGCACAACAACAGACCCAACAGCCAGACACGCCAACAGACCAGCAGAAACAACAAGCACACAGCAAAAGCAGACAGCAAGCCAGACCAGCCAGAAGACCCAGCACCACCAGACCAGAAGCAACCCAGAACCCACAGCCCAGACCAGCCCAACCCCCAAGCACAACAGACAGCAACAGCACCAGAACAGCCACAGACACCCCCAGCCAGACCACCAGCACCCACAGCCGACAGACCAGACACAGAACCAAACCCAGACACAGCCACAGACCAGACGACCCCAACCACAGACGAGACACCCAACAACGACCACCCACAGCCACAACAGAACAGACACACAGAACCAGAAGGCAGCACCACAAAACAGACCACCAGAACCACACACACCCACAGACCCACAAACACAGAAGACACAGACACCACCAACACACCCAGCCACAGCACAGCCCCCCAAGACCAGAAAGACAGCCACAGCACACACCAACACCCAACCCAGACCAACAGACCAGACCACCAAACCCCCAGAAACCCAGACCCCCCAGAACAAGCCAGAAACCAGAAAACAGACCAGCCAGACACACCAACCAGAACCACACCAGACCAGAACACAAACCCAGCCCACCAGAAGCCAGCAGACAACACCCCAAGACCAGAACACAGCAACAGCACACCAAAACCACCAGACAGACCCACAACCAGCAACAGACCAACAGAGCACCCCACAAAAACCCACCAGCAGCAGAACCACCAGCAGCCCCAGACCCCAAACACCACCAAGACACCAGCAGACACCAGACAAAACAACCAGAACCACCAGAAAGACCCAGACCCAGCACAGCCCCCAAAGGACAGAGCCAACAAACAAAGCCACGGCCGACAAGAACCCAAGCCAGAAAAACAGCAGACCCAGACAGCAAGAACAGCCAGAAAGAAAAACCCACAGCCCACCAGCACCCACCAGAACAAACACCAGACAGACCAGCAGAACAGCAGAACAGAACAGCACCAGAACAGAACACACCCAAAGGCACAGACCCAACACAGAACAGAAAGCCCACCAACACACCCCACCAGCACACAGCAGCACACAGACAGCCACCCACCAGACCCCAAAACAGACAGCCCACCGACCCCAGCACAGACGCAGAAGCCCCAGAAACCCACCAGCAGACAGCAGACCAGCAGCGCAGACAGCAGAACCAGCACACAGACCAAGGAAAAAGACAACCGACCCACAGCCACCCAGCCACAGACCACCAGCAACGACAGAACAGCCCCCCCCAGAGACCCCAACCCAACCGACCAACAACCCACCACACAGAACCAGAACACCCCCAGCAGCCCCCACACCAACAGCAACCAGAAAAAAACCCACCAACAGAACCACCCAGCACACCAGCCACAACCAGCAGCCCCAGACACAGAAACAGACAGCCCAGCACCAGAACCCAGAACCAGCACCAGCCAGCCACCACCACACCAAGACGCAGCAGCCCAGCAGCACAGACCAGAACCAAAAACCAGCACAGACAGACCCAAAACACACCCAGAAGACUCCCAGACAACACAGACCACACAAACACACCAGCAGACAGCCCAGACAGCCACCACACCCCACAGCCAGCCACAGACCCCCACCAGACAACAGAAGACACCAGCCAGGCACACAGACCCAGCCAAGCAGAAACCACACCAAGACCAGCCACAGGGGCCCCCCCAGCCCCCGAACACAGACAGAACCACCAGCCAACCAGCACAACCAACCCAGACAGACCAGCAGCACAACAGACCCAGACAGAGCACCAGACCACCCACAGACCCACACACCCAACCAGCCCCCCAGAACAGACCCCAAGCCAGACAGACAGACACCAGCCACCCACAGACAGCCACACCACACCAGAAACACCCCCGAACCAGACCCAGACCAGCAACACCAGAACCAGACCAGACCCCAAACCCAAAGACCACAGCACACAACCCAGCCCCAGCCACCCAGCCCCGCCCAGAGACCCACCAGCAGCACAAAGCCCCAACAACCCAACAACAGCCCAGCCAGACCAGAAAGAACAACACCACACAGCAACAGACCAACAACAGACAGAACCCCAGCCACAACAGACCAGAACCAACCACCACCCAGCACAGAACCAGACACACAAACCCCAGACCCCACACCCAGACCAGAAGCCAGACAGAAACCAGACAGCCCAGCACAACCCAGCCGCACCCAGCAAACAAAACAGACAAAAACCACAGAAAACAACCCAGCCCACCAAGACCCCAGCAGACAACCAGACAGCAGACCAGACAGCAGCAGCCCCCACACCCAAACCAAGAUCAAACCCAAAAAACACAACCCAACAGACCAACACCAAGCCAAGCAGAGCCCCGACCCAACAGAACCCCAGACCAGCACCAACAGCACCCAGACAGCCCAGACACACCCCACACCAGCCCCCACACCAGACACCAACCAAGCCCACCACACCCAAAACACAGACCAACCCACCCAGAAGACAGACCAGCAAAACCACAGCCACCCACCAACCCAAGAACAGCAAACAGACCCCCCAGACAAGCCCCCCACCAGCCAGACCCCAGCCGGGCCCAAACCAGACAACCAACCCACACCAGCAGACCAGCCAGAACCACCCCCAGACAGAACCAGAAAACCCCCAGACCAGCAACCAGACAGCCACACCCAAACCAGAACCCAGACACCACCAGAACCAGACAGACACCCCAGCCGCCAGCAGCCCACCAAGACCCAGCCCAACAGCAACCAACCCACAGACAACAAACCACCAAACCCAAACAGACCAGCAACAGACCGCCCCCAAAACCACCACCACCAAACCCCCCACACCCAGACCCCCACAGACCAGACAGAACCAAACCCAGACCACAACAACCCAACCAACAGACAACCAGCAAACAAAGACCACAAACAGCCCCCGACCCAGAAGCACCAAACCAACACCCACACCGAAAAAACCAGACCCACAGCAAGACCAGCCCAGACCACCCAGCCAACCAAAACAGCCAACCCAGACACCACAGACCCCACCCCAAGCCACCAACACCAGCAAAACACAGCACAACAGACAACCAGACCCCCAACCAGCCAAAACAGACCCAACCAACCCAACACCCAGAGCACCAACCAGCAGCCCAGACAACCAGCCGCCACAACCAACAGAGACCAGCCACCAGGCCAGCAGACCAGACCAACAGACAACCACCAACCCACAACAACCAACAGAAGAAGACCACCAGCACCAGCACCCACACAGACAGCAACCAGCACACAGGACCACCCGCAGCAAAAGGACAAACAGACCACCCAGAGACCAGAACCACAGACAGACCAGCCCACAGAACAGACAGACCAGCCAACACAGAAAAACAGCACGCAGAAGACACACAGACAAAAACCAACCCAGACACAGAACAGACAGACACCAGCAGCAGAACCACCACACCAACAGACCACAAGCAGACAGCCAGCAGAACACAGACCCAGAACCAAACACAGCCAGCAGACCCAGAAACAGACCAGACCAGACACAGACGACAGAACAGACCAGCAAGACCCACAGAGGAAGACAGCAAAACAAAACCCCCAAAAGACACAGCCAGCAGACCAGCCCAACCAAACCCACAAAGAACCAGACAGACAGACCAGAAGCCCCAGCAGACGACCAGACCAAAGACCCAGCCAACACAGACCACCAGACCCACAGACAGACCAGAAGCAAGAAAAACCAGACAGCCAGACAACAGCCAGAACCAGAACAAACCAGCCAAAAACCCCAGAAAAAGAGACCAGACCGACAGACCCACAACCGACAAGACAGAGGACAGCCCAAGCACCACAGAACAGCCCAGACAGACCCCCCAGACCAACAGAGCAACAACCAGAAGAAACAGCCAGACCCAAAACCAAGACGCCACAAACAGACCCAGCAGCACCAACAACAGACAGACACAGACAGCACCACAGACCGCCAGACACACCCACAGAAAACCCAGACCAACCAACAAACCACAAAACAACACCAGACCAGAACACAGACAGCCAGAACAGACCAAAACAACCAGCACAGACCGCCACCCGACCAGACCCCCCAGACAGACAGACAACCAGACCCCAAAACCAACCCAACAGACAGACCAGCAGACCCAGAACACAGACAGACAACCCCAGAACAACCGAAGCCCCAGCAGACCCAGACCAAGCAGCCCAGCACCGAAAAACAGAACAGACCCCAGCCAGACAGAGAGCACCCACAGACCAGACAGCAGACCCCAACACCAGAACCAGACAGCCACAACAACAGCCCAAACCCCCACACAGAACAGCAAGCCCAGCACCCAGACAACCCAGACCCAAACCAAGACCAAGACAGCCAGACAACAGCCACAGACAAGACCAAGCAGAACCCCAGACAGACGAACCAGACAGACAGACCCAGACAGACAGCACAGAGACAGCAGCCACCCAGCAGACCCAGACCCAGAGACAGACCAGACAGACAGAGGACCAGAAGCCAGACCCAGCCCCAGACCAGCAAACACCCCACAAGCAGAAAAGCCACGAACCAGCAAGACCACAGACAAGAGCCCCCAGCCAGACACACCCAGACCACAGACAGCCCAGACAGAAACCCCAGAGACCGAACACCACAACAGACCAGCACAGAGACCCCAGCCCAGACACCCACAGCAACCACCAGCACACCAGAACAGACCAGACAGACCAGCACAGCCAGCAGAAAGAGACCCAGACCCAAACAGCCCAGCCCAGACAAGACAGCACACAGAGACAACGGGAACCGCAGCCCAGCAAGAAAAGCCAGACAGAACACCAGACAGACCCGACCAGCAGAGAACAGCCAGGACCCCAGCGACAGACCCGAACAGACCCAGAACAGCACAGCAGAGCAGACCAACCAACAGAACCCAGUAACAGACAGACGAACAGACAGACCAGCCACCCAAAACACCAGCCAGAAACCCCACAACACCAACAAGAAACACAGACCCCAAACAGCCCCAGACACACCACAACCAGGACCCACCAAAACGACACCAGACCCCCAGACAGAACCAACCCAGCCCACACACAGACCCCAGCAGACCCAACCAGCCACAACAGACCAACACCGACAGAACCACAGCAGCAGCCCCAAACAGACAGCAGCCCACAAGCCCCAGACAGACCGCCAGAAACCAGACAGACCCCACAGAACAAGACCAGACAGAGACAGCCAGCCCGGAAGAGCCAGAGAGAGCAACCCAGACCACAGAACCAGACCAGCAGACAACAACAGCGACCACCAGACAAAACCCCAACAGCCAGACCAGACCACACCAGACAGAAAGCAGACAGAACACACAGGAACAGCACAGCCCGCAGAAGACCACACCCACAGCCAGAAAACAACCGACCCAGAACAGACACACAGCACAGCAGACCAGACCCACAGCACAGCAGACCCAACAGACACCACCAGACAGCCCCAGAGACAACCAGACAGAACCAACCCACAGAAAGACAGACCCAGAACAGCCCAACAGGCCCCAAACACAACAAGCACCCCAAACGCAGACAGACCCAGACCAGCCAACACCCAGCACCAGAAACAGAACCCAACACAGCAGCAGCCACCCACAGAACCAGACCCAGACAAACGGGCCCCCAGCCCAGAGACAGACAGAAACCAGAAGCACCGACACCCAACAGACGAACCCACAGCAGACCAACAACAAGAGGCACAAAACCAAGCCCCAGACCCCAGACAAGAAGCAGACCAGCCCCACACAGACCAGACACACAGACCCAGCACACCAACCAACACCAGACACAGGGCCACCAGACACCAGACAGCACAAAACCCCAAGCCACAGACCCACAACAGCACCACAGACAAAAAAGACCAACAACAGAACAGACAGCCAGACAAAAGACCCAGAACAGCCAGCACGAAAGACAGCAGCCAGCCACAACGAAGCACAGCAGACCCAGCCCCCCGACAGACAGACAACAGAACCCAGACAGACAGAAGCCAACCAGCAGCAGACAGAAGACCCAGACACACAGACCCAGAAGCCAGCCAGCACCCCCCAGACCAGACAGACAGAAGACCCCAAGCCCACAGAACAACAGCCGCAGCCACGCAGACCAGACCAGACAGACACAGAAAACAGACAAAACCAGACCACAAGCGCCAGACCAGACAGCACAGAACCAAGCCCACACAGACCACCAACAGCAGAACCCAGACCGCACCAGAGCCAACGCAGACAGCCACAGAAACCACCCCGAGACAGAAGACAGAACCAACACAGCCAGAACAGACGACAAACAGACAACGACAGCCAGACCAACCAGACAGAGCAGCACCAGAACCCAGACCAGACAGACAGCCCCAACAGAAACCAAAGAAACAGACCCAGAACACCAGCAGACAGACCAGACCGAGCGACACACCCAGACAGACAGACCACAAACAGAACCCAGACCACCAGACCGACCAAAGACAGACACCAGAACAGCCAGAAGAACCCCCAGAACCAGCCAGACAGCAGAACACAGACCCAAACCACAGACAGACCACCACCCAGAAGACAGACAGCACACCACCAGAACAGACAGACCACAGACAAAGAACCCACAGACCCAGCCCAAACAGAACCCAGACAACAGCAAGACAGCCAGACAGACCAGCAAACACACAACAGACACAGCACAGACAGAAGCCACCAGACAGACCCAACAAGCACACCCACAGAGCAGGAAGCAGACAGAACAACCAACAAACAAGCCCAGACAAAGCAGCAAAGCCAGACAGACAGCAGGAAGCCAAGACCAGACAGACCAGAAAACCCCACAAACAGACCAGACCCAGCCGCAGAACAGACAAAACAGACAGCAGCCAGAACACCCAGAGACAAACAGACAAAAACAGCAAGAGCCAGACCAGACAGCAGAACAACAGCCACCAGACACGACCCAACAGCCCGAGCCCCCAGCCAGACAGGCCCACAGACCAAAACAGAACAGCAGCCCAGCAGCACCAGACAGCCACAGCAGACCACAGACCCAGAACAGCACACAGAACAGACCAGACCGCGAGCCGAACACAGCCAGACAGACACCCCCAGGACAGCACCAAGCAACCGCCCAACCACAAACAGCAGACAGAAAGCCCACACCAGACCCAAACACAGACCCAGACCAGACACAACAGAAAAGACCAGCAACAACCAGACAGACCAGACCGGGAAACACCAGCAGCAGACCACACAGACCCCAGACCAGCAGCCACACAGACAACACAGACAACAGAACCAAACAGACACAGCCCACCCCACAAAACCAGACCCAGCAACCACCCAACCAGAAACCAGACCAGAACCAGCAGCACAGAACCAGAACACCCCACAGACAGACAGCAGACCCAGACAACACAGCCAACACAGCACCCAGCCCAGACAACAGAACCACAGACCGACAGACAGCCCAGACCCCCCAGACCAACAGACACAACAGAAGACGCCCCAGACCGCCAGAACAGCCCGCCCCCAAAACCAGCAGAAAAGCCAGCCAACAACAGACACCAGACAAAGCCAGACAGACCCCACAGACCCACAACCAGAACAAGACAGAAGACAAACAACCCCAGAACCAAAACCCCGACAGACCCAGACAACACCGGCCAGAAACCGACACAGACCCAGACCAACACAGACCAGAACAGAAGCCAAGACAGACAGCCCAACACCAGACGACCCAGACAGACAAGACCCAGAAACCAACCCAGCACCAAAAACCAACAGACCAACAGAACCAGAGCCACCCAGCAGACACAGCAGACAGAAAGACCGACCAAGAACCCAGCACAGACAGACCACCAAACAAAAGGACCCCCCCCACAGAACAGAGCCAACAAACCAGAAACACCCCCACAGCACACCCACAGCCCAGACAACCAGAAGCCAGACACAGAACAAAAAGCAGACACAGCCGACCCCCCAGACACAAGACCAGACACAACCGAACAGCCAGACAGACAGCGACCAGAAAAACCAGAACAACAGCAAGGCCACCCCAGCAACAGACCAGACCCCAGAGACAGAAGACCACAGACAAAGCCAGACCAGCAGACCAGACACAGACACAAGCCCAGACCGCCAGAAAACCCAAACAGACACCAACACCAAACACAGACCAAAACCACAGCCCAGCAGACACAAGCCACCAGAACAAGCCAGACCCCAGACCGACCACAGACAGACGGCCAAACCCAGAAGAAACCAGACAGAAACCCCAGAGAACCAGACCCAGAGACCCAGACACAGGCAGAAACCGCAGAACCACGACAGACCCAGCCAGGAACCCAGAGACACAGAGCCCCAGACAGACCAGCCCACAGACAACAGACCAGAACAGCCCAGACAACACAGAAAACAGCACCACCCAGACAACCCAGCAACAGAGCCCAGAAGCCCAGCGCCAGAGACAGACAAGACACAGACAGACCCCAACAGACACCACACAGCAACACCAGAACAACACCCACAGACAGCCAGACCACAACCAAGCAACCAGACCAGCCACCCAGCACCAGACAAACCAGCAGAACAACAACAGCCACAGACAGAACAACCAAAAACCAGACAGAACCAGCCCCAGACAGAACCAAAAACCAAAAACCCAGAACCCAGCAGACAAAGAAGCCACAGACCGACCCGACCAGCCCCACAGAAAGAAGACCAGCCCGACCCACCCAGCAGAAGCACAAGACCAGCAAAGACCAGACAGCCAGACCACAGACCAGACCACCAACAACCAGAAGACCGAACAGCAGCAGACCCACACAGAACCCAACAGACAGAACAGACCACAGAAAAGCAAGACACCCACAGCCAACAACAGACCACCAAAACAGACAACCCAGACAACAGACAACAGAGACCCAGAAGCCAGAGAACACCCAGACAGAACCAGAACCCAGACAGACCCCAGAACCAGCCAGCCCACCAAAGGACCCACCCCAGACAGAAACAGACAAAAAGCGCCAGACCAACCCCCACACCAGACAACAAAGAACCAGACAGACCAACACCACAGGCCACCAGAAACCAGAACAGCAGACCAGACCAGCAGACAGACCCACAGACAACCCAGCACACAGAAAACACAAGACCACCACACAAAAGACAACAGCAGAGAAGCAGAGACAGACAGACCACAGAACAGACACAGAAUACAGACAGCAGACCAACCAGACACCAGAACCCCCAACAACAGCCAGACCAGAACAGAAGAAACAGACAGACCACACGGGCCAACAGACAAACAACCAGACCCAGACCCAACAGAAACAGGCACAGACACCCCACCCACCACAGCACACAGACAGAGACAAACAGCCAACCAAGAAACCACCACAGCAGACAGACCAGACCACCGACACAGACAGAGCCACACAGAAGACACCAGAACCAAACCACAGACCAGGCCAGACACGACACCCAACCAAACCAGACCCAGACAGAACCACAGAGAAACAACCCAGACCAAGAACAAAACAGCCACAGCCGACCAGAACCAGACACCAGACCACAGACAAACCCAACCAACCCAGAAGAACCAGGCGCACACAACCAGACCCGACCAGAACCAGCACCAGCCACCCCAGACAACCGACCCCCAGAAAGAAAGAGACCAAGACCGACAGACAGAACACAGACCAGAACCAAAAGGGCCCAGACCAGACCAACAGAAAACCCAGAAGACCACAGCAACAAAGACCAGACCAGCCGACCAGACCCCAGACAGCAGACCAAGAACACCCAGCAGACACAGACAGACCAGAACCACCAGACCAGACCCAGACCACAGACAAACAAACCCAGAACAGAACAACAACCAGCAGCAGACCAGCAGAACAGCAGCCAGACAAGAAGAACCCCAGACAGAACAGAAAGCAACAGACCAGCCGCAACACAGAACACAGACGACCCACAGCACCAGACAACCAGACACCCAGACACACAGACCGGCCCAGAGCCCAAAACCCGGCAGACCAGACAGACACAGACAGACCCCAAAGACACCAGACCCCAGACACAGACCAGAACAGGAGAAACACCCCAGACAACCCAGCAGAAAGACAGACAGACAGCCACCAGACAGACCCAACAGAACCACAGCCAGCAGACCACAGAAAGCAGACAGCAGCAGACCAGACAGACAGAGCCCAACCAGACACCACCCACAGACACCAAGACGACCCCAGCAGACAAAACCACAGACGACCACAGCCACAGACAGAGCAGCCAACCAGCCAACACACACAGAGCACAGAACCCAACAGAGCCAGCAGACAGCCCCCCCAGAAGACCAGAAGACCCGCAGAAGACACAAACGACCCCAGACCAACCACACAGACAGCCCAGACAGAGACACCAGCAGAGAACAGGCCAGCAGACAGAAGAACCCAAACAAGAGCCACCCAGAACCAGAGCAGACCAGACAGCAACCCAGCCAGAAACCACAGAAACCAAACAGACAACCAGACCCAGACACCCAGCAGCAGAAAAAACCCCAGAGAAAACCCCAAACCAGACAAGAAGACCCCAGACAGAACAGCCAACAGACAGACCCACAAGACCAAGCAGCAGAACAGAACACAGACACCAGACCCAGCAACAGACCACAGACCACAGACCAAGAAACAGAAAGAGACACCACAGACAGCAGACAGCAGACCCCCACAGCGAAGACCCACAGACCAGACCAGCAAGACCAACAGAGCAGACCACAGACCAGACAGCCCACAGACCCAGACAGCACCCCCAGAACCAGACAAAACACAGACAACCAGACCCCAGCCAGCCACCAGCCCCAGCAACAGCAAACAGCACCAGCCAAAAGACCAGACACACAGCAGACCAAAAGACACCAGACAACCAGCCCAGAACAGCAGAAGACAGCCGCCCAGAACAGACGACAGAAACACCACCACCACAGCCACCAGCCAAGCAGCAGACCCAGCAACAGACCCCAGCCAGCCGAAAAAGACACCAGACCCCCCAGACCGAGAACCACAGCCCCAACAGACAGCACAGACACACAGAACCAGAACCACCCAAGAACAGCAGACCCAGACACAGAAACCCAGCCAGACACACCCCAGACGCACAGACCAGCCCAGACAGAGCGACACAGACAGACAACAGACCAGCCCACAGACAAGACCAGCCAGAGACAGACAGAACAGAACCAGAAAAGACCCCCAGAGCACAGACCACAGACCGACCCACAGACGACCAAGCCACAGAAGACAGAAGCCAGAGCCCAGACAACAGACCAACCAGACAGCCAACCCCAGACCAGAAGAACCGACAGACACCACAGAACAGACCAACCCAGAACAGACAGACCAGAACACAGACAGACCCAGACAAGCAGACGGGACCCAGACACCAGAAAACCAACCAGACCCAGACAGACCCACCCCAGCCCCAAACAACCGCCAACAGCCCAACACCCAGACACAGACAGACCCCCAGACAGACACAGCAAGACACACAAGACCAGAACACCCAGCCAAACAGAAAAGGCCAGACCCAGCACAGCAGACCACCCAGAGACCAACACCCAGACCCAGACAACACCCCAGCCAGACCAGCCCACACAGGCAACAGACAGCAGAACCCAGCAGAAGACAACCAGACCCACAAAAACCCAGACAGCAGCCAGAAAACCAGCAAACAAGACAAGAAGCAAGACAGACAGAGACCAGACCAGACAAACACGACCAGACAGAACCACCGACACAGACCAAACCCAACACAGACACCAACAGAAACAACAGACACCAGAGCCAGAACACCACAGAAAAGACAGAGCCCAAGACAGACAACCAACAGACAGACACCACAACAGCCAGCAACCCCAGCAGACCAGACACCAGAAGCCCAAACCACCAGCAGCCAGACAGCCAGACACACCAGCACAGAACAGAAAGCCCAGCCCACAGACCACCAGGACCCAGCCAACCAGAAACCACCAACAGACCAGACAGACAGAACAGCCAACACAGAAGACAGCACCACAGACAGCACAACCAGAACCACAACCAGACACAGCCCAGAACAAAACCACAACCGCACAAAAACCCAGACAGCCAGAGACAGACCAGAACCCCAAAGGACAGACAACAGACAGACCCAGACAGCAGCCACCCACCAGACAGCCCAGACAGCACAGCAGACCAGACAGAACAGCACCCAGACACAGACACCCCAGACCCCAGACACAGCAACAGCACCAAGACAACACAGACAGAAAAGACAGACCAGCAAAAGACGGAAAAACACAGACCAACAGCAGCAGACCAGCAGAACCAGCCAGCACACCAGCCAGACCCCAGCCAGACAACAGCCAGACCAGAAAAGAAGACAAGACAGAAGCCCAAAAACCAGAACACAGAAACCAGACAAGACCAGACCACCAAGACCAGAACCAGACCACAGCACCACCCCCACAGAAGACAAAACAGACCAGACAGACAGACAGACCAACACCCCAGCAGCACAGGCCACACCCCCCCAGACCAACCCCACAGAACAGACCAGACCCCAGCCAGACACACCCAGACCAGACCAGCCAGCAGCACAACAGCACCAGACAGACCAGGACAGACACAACGCACCACCGACCCAACAAAACAACACAGCAGACAACCCAAAGACAAACAAACCACAGACCCCCCGACAAAAGACCAGCCAGACCAGAGACCAGACAGACACACAGACAGACCAACACCAGAAGACAGACCCCACCCCAGCAGAAGACCAAACACAGACAAACCACCCAGCAGACCCCAGACAGCCAAACAGACCAAGCACAGAGACCCAAAACCAGAACCCCAACAGACAGACCAGCAAAAAACCAGCAGAAGACCAAGCCAGACAGACAACCAGAAACACAGACCACAGAAGACAGACAACCCAGACAGACACAACCAGACCCAAACAGCAACAGCAGCCAGACAACAGCCAACCAGACAACAGCAGACCCAACACACACCCAAAACCAGACAACAGACAACAGCACCAGACAGCCAGACCACAACAGCCCACACCAGCAGACACAACCCCGACCCAGACAGACCCCCGAAAAGACAACCAACCACAGACAGACAGCAGACCCCAGAAAACCAAAACAGACAGCCCCAGACCAAAAGCACCAGGCCCAGCAGACACACACAGACCCAACAGAACACAGACACCAGACCACGAAACACACAGACCCACAAACAGCAGAACCAGACCAGAAACACAGCAGAACCAGACCAGAAGACCCCCAGCAGACAAGACCAACCCAGAAGCACAGACAGAAACACCACAGACACAGAAGCCCCAGACAGACACAGCCCAACAGACAAGACAGACAAACAGAGAAGAACACCAGACACAACAGCAGACCAGACCAGACCCAGAAAAACAGACACCAGACAGCACCACAGCAAAACCCAGAGACACACAGACAGACCAGCCAGACACAGAACCAAGACACAAUCAGACCAGCCAAAACAGCCCACCAGACAACCACCCAACCCAGACAGACCAGACCCACACCGACAGACCCAGACAGAAACACAACCACAGAAGACACCAGACGCCCAGCACCCACCCAGACCAAAAACACCCAGCAGAGCAACACCAGAACAGCACAGAAGCCAGCAGAGACAGCCAAAACACACCAGCAAGACACCACAAACAACCAGGAAAACCCGAACCACAGAACAGACAAAACCGCACAAACACCAGCAGAACAGAACCAGACCCAAGCACAGACCGACAGACCCCCCAGAAGAACAGCCACAGACCAGAACCACACAAACCCCAGACCCCAGACCAGACAAAGCCGACACAGAACAGCCACAGACACACCCAGCCACAGAACCAACCAGACACCAGACCCAGACGACAGAAGGGGCCCAGCAGACAGCCCCCCAGACAACAGACCCAAAGAGGCCCAGACCACAGCCCAGACCAAAACAGACCAGACAAGACCAGCAGAACAGCCAGAACAGACCAGAAAACCCCCCAACCCACAGACCACCAGAAAGCCACAGCCCAGAACACAAGACAGCCAGACAGCCAGCCCAGAAACCCAGCAGAAGCACAACAGAACCAAGCCACAGAAAAGCCAGACAGACCGACCACAAACAGACAAGCCCCAGACCAGACAAGAAACCCCCCAGACCAGCAGACAGACCAAAGCCAGACCAGAACCAGACCAACAGACAGAACACCAGAAAACACCAGACCAAACACACCCACGCAGACAGACAGCCCCAAGAACGACAGACAGCAGAAACCGACCACAAAAGCAAGACAGAACAGACCGACACAGCAGACCAGACAGACACAAAACAAGCACCAGCACAAGCCACAGCCAGACCACCAGCACCAAGAACAGAACCCAGCAAAGCAGACAGCCAGAACAACCACCAACAGACCAGACCGGGAAGAACCAAACCCGCCAACAAACCCAAGAACCCCAGCCCAAACAAAAGCACCAAAACCCAAACCAGACAGACCCCCCCCCGCCAGCAGCCCAAACCCCCCAGAAAGACCAAAACCCAGACCACCCCCAAAAACCCGGCCCAGCAGACAAAACCAGCCAGCCAGCAGCCCCCAGCCCCACAGACAGACCAGACCAGCCAGACAGCCCAGCCCAGCAGACCACCAGCCCAGCACAACCAACCAAAAGAAACCAGCCAAAAACCGACCCACCCCCAGCAGACAGCGGGCCCAGGGGGCCCCCAACACCCCACAGACCCCAAACCCCCCCAGACAGACACCCCGCCCAAACAGACACCAAAACCCCCAGAACCCAAAACAGAACCAGACCAAGCCAGCCCAACCCCCAGCCCCACCCAGCCAGCAACAGACCCCCACAGCCAGACAGACCCACAGCAGCCAGACCCACCAGACCAAAAACAGCAGACAGAGCCCAAGCCCCCAGACCCAGCAGAACACCCAACCAGCCCAGACCAGCAGACCAGCACAGAACCACAGAACACAACAGACCAAGACAGACCAGAGACAGCCCAGACAGACCCAGACCAGCAGACACAGAACCCAACAGACAGAAAGCCAGACCCCACACAGCCAGACCCAGACACACCAGCACAAGAACCAGACAGAACCAGCCAGACCCACACCAGCCAGACAGAGAACAAACCCCAAGAAACCCCAGACCAGAAGCCCAGACAGACCCAGACCCAGACCACCAGACAGAAACCACAGGCAGAAGACAGACAAGACCAAACCCAGACCAGACAGAACCAGCCAACCAGAACCCAGCCCGCACCAGAGAGAGACAGCAGCAGACAGCCAGACCCCACCCAAGCAACCCAGACCAGCAGACAACCAGACACCCAGACCCACAAGCACACCAGACAGCAGACCCCAGACCAGACCCCCCGACCAGACAAGAAACCACAGCCCAGACAGACAGAACGCAGAACCCCAGACCCCAACAGACCAGAAGCCAGACAAGCCCACCAGAACCAAGCCAGGCCAGACAGACAGACCCACAACGAGACCAGACCCCAGACCAGCCACCCAGACAGACAGACCCAACAGACGCCAGCAGCAACCAGAGCAAAGACCACACAGACAACCCCCAGACCCCCAGAAAGCCAAGACCCCAAGACCAGAACCAGCAGACAGCAGCCCAGCAGAACAGAACAGCCCCAAGCAGACCAGACAGCCAGCCACCAGAGCAGAACCAGAAGCCAGACCCAGCAGAAGCCAGCCAGACAGCAGACCCAGCCAGAGCCCACCCACCCCAAGACCAGAGACAGAGCAGAGCAGACAGCCCCAAACCACAGCAGAGCACAGAACCCAGACAGCAGAAGAACAGACAACCAGACCAGACAGAACAGACCAGAGCAGAACGACAGACAAACAACAGACCCAGACGAAAACCCAGAACAGCAGACCCAGCAAGCCCAGGAACCCCAGAACACAGCAGCCAGAACAGCCAAGCACCCAGAACAGACACAGCAGCCAGACACCAGACCACAACAGACAGACCAGACACAGACCAGACCAGCCAGCACAGAAGACCACCAGACGACAGCCCGACAGACAGAGCACCAGACAGCCAGCCAGACCAGACAACACAGACCCCAAGACAGCCAGACAACCACCACAGCACCAGAGAACCAAAAGACCCAGCAGACAGACAAGACCAGCCAGCAGAAGCCAAGACACAGCAGACCGACAGAACCAACAGCCAAGACAGAACCCCAAGAACAGACAGCAGCCCCACAGACAGAACACCCACAGACACCCAGACCACAGACAACAGACCGAACCAGAAGAGCAGCCCAGACAGCCAAACCAGACACCCAGCAGCCAGACAGAGCCACCAAAGCAGAACAGCCCCAGAACCCCAGCAGACAGCCAAAACAGACCCCCAGCAGACCCACCCAGCAGGAAGCCAGAAGACCAGACCAGACAGACACAGCAGACCAAGACACCAGACAGACCCCACAGCAACAGCACAGCAGACCAGAAACAAACACCCCAGACACCAGACCCAACAGACGACCAGAACAACCAGACCCAGACCCAACAGAACCAACAGACCCCAGACACCAGCCCAGACAGCAAACCGAAGACAGAACCAGACCAGACCAGAGGACCAGACAAAGACCAGAGAGCGCGCAGACAGAGACCCAGAACAGAACCCCAACAGACCCAGAAGACAGACACCACGACAGACCCAGAAGCACCACAGAGACAGAACCACCAGACCAGCCAGAACCAGACAGACAGCCGAGCAACCCACAGAAGCCACCCAGAGCCCAGAGACAGACAGACAGACCAGAACAGCAGCGCAGACAGAGACCAGAACCACCAAACACCGACACAGACCAAGACACCAGAACAGCAGAAGACCAGAACAGAACCCAGACAGACCCAGCCAGACCCAGCCACCAGACCACAAACCAGCAGACCAGAAGACACAGACCCAGCCCAGACAGCCAGCAGACCCCAGAACACAGAAGACCAAGCCAGACAAGACCAACAGCCACAGCCAGAACAGACCCAGACCAGCACCAGACCAGCCCGACAGAAGCAGAAACCAGACAGACAGACCCCAGCCAAGACAGCAACAACACACCACAGACAGACAGACCAGCCCCCAGACCCCAGAAGACAGAACAACCCCCCAGACAGACAAGACACAGACAGACAGACCAGACCCCAGACCCAGACAACCAGACCAGCCCAGACAGACCAAGCACGCAGGCCAGAACAGCAGACCACCAGAAAGACCAGCCAGACCAGACACAGCACCACAGAAGACCAGAACAGCAGACAGACAGGCACAACAGAACAGACAGACAGCCAGAACCAGACAGCACAACCCAGACAGAAGCCCAGCCCCCCAGACACCGACCACAAGCAACCCAGAACAAAGCAGACAAACCCAGACACCAACCCACAACCAGCAGCCAGCAACACAGCACAGAACAGCACAGACCAGGCCAAGCAACCCAGCCAGACAGCACACAGACCAGACAGCCAACAGACAAACCAGACCCAGAACCAGACACAGCACCAGACAGACAGACACAGAGCAGCAAGACAGACACCAGACCGACACCCCACAGACCAGCCGACAGACCCAGACCAGCCAGAACAGACAGACAGCCCAGACGCCACAGAAACCAAACAGCACCAGAAAGCCAGACCCAAGAACGCAGCCAGAACCCAAACCCAGAACAGACAGCACCAGAAACCAGACCAGACAGCCACACCAGACACCAGAACAAGACCAGCAACAACCAGACGCCCAGACACAGACCAGCAGACAGAGAAAACCCACCAGACAGACAGAACCCAGCAGCCGAAGACCAACCCCCAGCAACCAACCAGACCAGGAGCCCAGACAACAGACAGAGAAGGAACAGAAGCAGCAGACCAGACCAACCAGAGACAAAGCCAGACCCAGACCAGCAGACAGACCACACAGACAACACAGACAGCCAGACCAGAAGCAGCACACAGACAACACACAGACCACCAGACACCCACCACCAGACCCAGCCCAGACAGCAGAACAGACCAGACACACCAGACAGACAGACACCCAGAACCCAGACCAGAAAGCACCCAGCACAGAAGACCCAGAAAGACCAGCCCACAGACAGACAAAACAGACCCGACCAGACCAGACCACCAGCCAGACAGAACAGACACAGAAGACGGCAAACAGCAGACCACACCCACAAGAACCAGAAACCCCAGACCCAACAGCAGACACCAGACACCAGACAGACAGAACAGACCACACGAACGCCCAGACAGAACAGAACACCAGACCAGCCCCAGCCACCACACAACAGACACACAAGCCAGCAGAACAGAACAGGAGCCCCCAGAACAGACCACAGCCAGCCAGAACAGCCCAGAAGAGCCGCACCAGCAGACACCACAGCCACCGACAAGACGACAGAGAACCACCCGCACACAGACGACACCAGAACCAGACAGAACCCAGACCCAAAGAGCAGACCCAGCCGACCAAGAACAGAAGACAAGCCCACCAAGACAACAGCCAGAACAGCCCAGCACAGACAGAAAGACCAGACCGAGCAGCACAGAAGCCAGAGCCCCCAGAGCAGCAGCAGACACCAGAGACCAGCCAGACACAGGAGACGAGAGCACACAGACAGCAGCCAGACCACCAGAACAGACAGACCCAGCAGAGACCAGACCCAGACAGCAGACACAGACACCCAGCAGACAGACAACAGCCAAAGCCCCAGAGAACCCAGAGCAGCAAAAAACAGCCAGAACAGACCAACAGACAGACCACAAACCAAGACCAACAGACAGACAGCAGACCAAACCCAGACAGCAGCAGAGCCACAGCAAGCAGACAGAACCACCAGCACCAGACAAACAGAACCAAGACAAACCCCCAGAACCAGACAGCCAACAGCACCCAGAACAACAGACCAGAAACAGCCAACCCGACAGACAGACCCAGACACAGACCCAGACCAAGAACAGACCACAGACAGACCAGACCAACAGAACCAGCAGCCACCAGACACACCAGCCAGACACCAGACAGACGACCAGACAGAAGCCAGCGAACAGAAACCAGACCCCAGACCAGAAGACACGAAGCAGAACCGCAGAACACCAGACAACACCAAACCAAAGCCAGCAGACACAACAGACCCACCCACACACCCAGCAGACAGACAGCACAAACCAAGCAGCCCAGACAGACCAGCCACCAGGCAACACACCAGACCACCAGACCAGACAGAACCAGAGACAAAAGCCCAGACAGAGCCAGCCAGACAGCAGCAGCACCCAGCCCAGACAGAACAGACAGCCAGGAAAGAACCCAGACCAACCAGCAACAGACACCAGACACACGACAGCCCACAGACCCAGCCGACAGCCAGACAGAGAACAAGACCAACAGACACCAGCACAAAAGACAGACAACCAGCCAACAGACCGACCGCAGAAGCCACAACAGACAGACAGACCCAGAAAGCAACCAACAGCGACAAGACAGACAGACAGAACAAGAGAACCAACAGCCAAAACAGACCCAGAACAACAGACCCAGAACAACAGAGACCAGAACCAGAAACAGACAGAACAACAGAGACCCAGAAGACACCCACCCAGACGACCACAGACAGAAGCCAAGAAACACAGAAACAGACACAGCCACAGAAGACCAGACCAAGACACAGACCACAGACAGACAGCCAACCACACACCAACAGAACCAGAACCCAGAAAGCAGAACAGAACCAGCAGACACAGCAGACAGAACCAGAAAGACAGCAUAUUGCAGAAAAGAAAGAACCAGCCAGAACCUUCACACAGCAGAAGCCAGAGAGAACAGACUACACACAGAACCAGAAAGCAGGAAAGCAGACACAGGACACCAGACACAGAAGGACAGAACCAGACAGGAACCCAGGAAAAAGAAACAGCAGCAGACAGAACCAGAACAGACUAGAAGAACAGGAAGACAGACAAGAACCCCAAGAACAGAAGACAGCCCAGAAGAAACAAGAACCAGAGACCCAGAAAGAAGCCAGAAAAGGCCAAAGCAGACACCAGAAAACACACCCCAGAAACAGCAGAAAAACCAGAACACGAACCAGAAACAGGAGACCACAGAAACACAGAACAGACCAGAUCCAGAACAGAAAUACAGAAACAGAACAGCAGACAGCAGACAGAAACCCACCAAGAACACCACCAGACAGCCAAGACAGCAGCACAGACAGAACAGCAGAACAGCAGCAGACCACAGAACAGAACGAACCAGACCAGACAGAACGAGAAACAGACAGAAAAGACCAGCACCCAGAAAGGAGAACCAGAGACCAGAAACAGAUCAACCCAGAACAGAACCAAGAAAACAGAACACCAGCCCAGCAGAAAAGACAGACCAGACAGAAGACACCAGACAGACCAAGAACAGAGACAGAACCAGCAGACAGAGAAAGACAGAACAGCACCAGAGACCAGACCAGACAGAAAGCAGAAGAAGUCAAGCAGAGACAGAAACAAGACAGAACAGACAGACAGACACCCAGAACACGAACAGAACAGAACACCAAGAAAGAGAACAGAACCCAAGAGCAGAAACCAGCAGAACAGCCACCCCCAUGGGCCAGCACAGAAACAGAAAGUUUCUUGGAUGCAGACCACAGACAGAAACAGACAAGACAGAUCAGAAACCAGAAACAACCAGAAACAGACACCAGACCCCAAGAACCAGAGAGAAAAACCGAACAGACCAGAACAGAGACAAGCACAGACAAAGAAAAAAAGACCAGAAAGAAGCAUACAGAAACAGCAGAACAGAACAUCCCAUCACAGAACAGCACCAGACAGGCAGGCAGCAGGGACCAGGCCAGAACACAGACCAGACAGCAGCAGCCAGAACAGCAGAACAGCCACAGAACAAGAACCAGACCAGCCAGUCACCAGGGACAAGCCCCAGACAGACAAGCCAGCAGACCCCCAGGACCCAACACGAUAGAACCAGAGGUCAGAAAGACCAAGAAACAGCCAGAACAGAAGACAGACAGAAACAGAAACCCCAGAACCAGAACACCAGCAGAAAGAACAGAACAGAACAGAACAGCACCAGAAGACCAGACAGAAGGCAGACCAGCCCAGAAUCCCCAGAAAAGAACAGGACAGCAGAACAAGAAACAGACAGAACCAGACAGGAAAAACAGACAAGCAGACCCAAGGCAGACACCACAGAACAGACCAGACACAAACAGCCAGAACAGCAGACCAGACAGAACCACAGAAGAAACACACAGCAGAAAGACAGAACAUGACAGCAGAAGACACAGCAGAACAACACCAGACACCCCAUGUAACAGCACAGGACAGACCAGAGAAGCAGCAGAAACCAGCCAGAACAAGAACCCCAGCAGCAGACCAAGGACAAGAGAACAGAAACACCGCAGAAGACAGACAGAAAACCAGACAGAGAAAAAGCAGACCAGACAGACCCAGAAGAGACCAGAAAGCAGAAACAGGACAGCAGAACAGAAAGCAGAAGCAGACAGCCAGAACAGCCAGACAGCUACAGACAGAAAGCACAAGCCCCACCAGAAAACAAAAAAAAAAGACAAGCAAGGAACCAGACCAUCAGAAACCCAGAACAAGAAAAGACAGGAACCGACCAAACAGAUACAACCAAGAACAGAAACAGAGAACCAGGCAGAAGACAGACAGAGACAUCAGACACAGCCCAGGCCAGACAGCAGAAGCAGAGCAGGGAGAACAGCAGAACACCAGACCAGAACAAAGCAGAAAAGGAACGAAGACCCCGACACAGAAAGAAAACAAAGACAGAAAAGAACCAGAAAACCCCAGAACACAGCAGAAGAAAUCACAGCCCGCACACAGACAGCAGAACAGACACAGAAAGAACAAGAAACAGAAGAAACAGCAGCACCCAGCAGAAAAAGAACCCAACCAGACACAGAACAGCCCACAGAACCAGAAAAGAACCAGAAAGACAGAACAGAACAGACAGACAGAACAGAAAAAGAAGACAAGAAACAGACAGCAGAACCAGAAAGCAGAACCAGCCAGAAAGCACAGCAGCAGAAGAAACACAGAACAGCCAGCCAGACACAAACAGCAAGGAACAGCAAGAACAGCAGAAACAGAACAGACCCAGCCCCAGAACAGAAAGGGCCAGCAGAACCAGAAGAAAGCGCAGAAAGAACUAGGACCAAGAACACAGAACAGACAGAGCAACCCCAGUGUGGGGGGGCCCCGGGCACAGAGAAGAAGAAAGACCCCAGAACAGCAGACCGAAUUUGCACAGACACCAGGACAGCCCAGAACAGGGACAGAAAGAAGACAGAAAAACAGCCGCCAGUGUGUGACAGGAAGCAGCAGCCAGAACAGAACAGAAACGAGAAACCAGCAGACAGAGACCCAACAGAUCCAGACCACAGAAACAAGAAACAGAAAACCACAGAACAGACAGAAGAAGAAAAGCCCGAAAACAGAAAGAACACACCAGAACCCAGAAACUCAGACCAGAACUCAGAGACAGAAACACCAAGGAAGCCAGACAGACAGAGACAGACCCAGAGACGACCAGAACAGAACCAGACCCAGAAGUCAGACAGGAAAAGAACAGACAGCACAGAACAGACCAGCAACCAGACACAGAACCAGAAACUCCAGAACAGCAGAAACCAGACCCAGAACGCAGAACCAGACAGCGAAGACAGAGCAACAGCACAAGAGAACCACAGACCCAGAAACAGAAGAACAAGCACCACACAGCAGAGACACACCAGACAGAACCCAGCCAAGCAGAACCCCCCCCAGGAAAACCAGAACACAGAACAGAAACAGACAGGACAAAGAAUCAGACAGCAGACAGCACCCAGACAGAAGAACACAGACAGCCCCACAGAACAGAACCAGCAAGAACCAGAAAACAGAAAACCAGACACAGAACCAGAAACACAGCCAGAAAGCAGCCAGAACACACCAGAGCAACAGCAGACAGAACAGACCAGAAAGAACUCACAGAAACAGGACAGAAACAACCAGCAGAAGCAGACAGAAACACCAGAAACAACAGACACAGACAGAACCCCAGAAAGAAAGACACCAGAACCACCACCAGCAGAAGAAGACCACAGACAGGGAAAGACAGACAGAACACCCCCCAGCAGAACACAGAGAACAGAACCCAGAAACAGCAGACCCCAGACCCCAGACAGAAGACAGACCAGCAGACCAGAACAGACAGACACAGAAACAGAAACACAGACCCAGCAGAAACAGCCACAGAAGAAGAGCCAGAAGAAACCCACAGACAGAAGACACAGCAGACAGAAGAAGUGGGUUUUGGUAAAGAAAACAGACCAGACCGAACAGACAGACCCAGACCAGAACAGAAAGAAAAAGGCAAACAGCAGACCAGACAGACAGCCAGCAGACAGACCACAGAGCCAGAACAGAAGAAAACCAGGAUUAGAUAAACCAGAACCAGGAAACCCAGACAGCCCAGACCCAGCAGACAGAACAGACCAGAGACAGAACUUUGUGCCAGACAGCCCAGACAGAGCAGAAGGCGAGACAGCAGAACAGCGAAUGGUGGUGUUUGGGUGUGUUGCAGACAAAGAACAUGCAGACACAGAACAGCAGCAGACAGCAGCAGAAGCAGAACAGAAAAGCCAGAAACAGCAGAGCCAGACCAGACCACCAAGCACAGGAACAAAGACAGAAACAGAGAGAACAGCAGCCAUGAACGAAGAACAGCAGCACAGAAAGAAGAAACAGAAACAGAAAACCAGAAACCACAGCAGACACCCAGACCACAGAACAGAACAGGAGAACAGACAGAACCAGACAGCCAGAAGACAGGAACAGAGACAGCAGACACCAAGAAAAUCCAGAAGCCACCACUCAGCAGCAGACAGACCAGAACCAGCCAAGAACCAGAAACAUAAGCAAGGACAGAAACAGAAACAGCCACAGAAACAGAAAAGACCAGGCACAGAAAACCAGCAGCACACAGAACCAAGAAACAGAAACCAGAGAACCAGACAGCAGAAAGAACCUAGACAAGAACACAGAACACACCAGGAACCAGGCAGAACAGACCACAGACAGACAGGAAGAACAGAAGAAACCAGGACACAGAAGAACAGACCAGACCACAUGCACCAGCAGGACAGACCAGACCAGCACCACAGAACCACCCAGAUAGCCCAGACAGAAACCACCACACCAGCACACACCCAGCCAGAAAAGAACAGACCCCCCCAGACGCCAGCCCACCACAGACAGCAGACACAGCAGCACCAGAACAAGCCAGACAGACAGAAACAGGAACCCAGCAAGAACAGACCCAGAAAGAAGAGGGUGGGCAGACCAGACCAGAAAGAACAGAAACACAGAAAGCCAGAACAGACAGACACGGCCACAGAAAACAGCCACCAGAACAGAAACAGAAGAACCCCCAAGAACAGACUAGACCCAGAAAGAAACACAGCAGAGCAAGACACACAGAAAUCAGACAGAUCCAGAAACAGCAAGGGGGGGAAAAAAAAGACAGAACAGACAGGAAAGAACCAAGAAAGCCAGCACCAGACCACAGAACAGAAAGCCAGAAACCCAGAACAGAACAGACAAGAACAGAACGAUGGCAGAAAUGAAAACAGACCAGCAGAAACCAGCACAGAAACCCACAGAACCAGACAGCAGCAGCAGGAGAACAGACAGAACAGCCAGACCAGAAAACACCAGAGACCAGACAAGAACAGCACAGCAGAAGAAAGAAAGAACAGGACAGAAGCAGACCAGAAGGAACAGACAGAAACCAGAACUAGAACAGACCCAGAAACAGAACAGGAAAACCAGACACAGAACACAGAACAGGACAAGACAAGAAGCCAGAAACAGCCCCAGCACCAGAGACAGAAAACCACCAGAACCCAGAGCCAAGCCACAGAAAAGAAGAGACCAGACAAGGAAAAGCAGAAGGAAACAGAAGAUCCAGAACCAGCAGACCAGACAGAACAGAAGAAACAGAAAACACAGAAACAAGAAACCAAGACAGAAAGAACAGCAGAAACAGCACUAGAAGACACAGACGAAGGACAUGAACCAGAACAGAACAGACAGACGAGAACAGAACCCAGAACCAGAACAGAAGAGACACAGAACCCACAGAACAGCCAGAACAGGACAGAGCCAGACCAGAAACCAGACGAAGAACAGAACCAGAACACAGAACAGAACCAGACAGACAGGCAGAAGCACAGAGCAGCAAGAACCAGACCAGAGAAGAAAGAGAAAGCAGACACAGACCCCAGACACAGAAAGAAACAGAAAGCCAAGAACACCCAGACCCAGAACAGAAAAGGACCCACAGAACACAGACAGAAACCAGACCCAGACCAGAAACAGCAGACAGACCAAACAGAAAACAAGACAGCACGACAGAACCAAGAACAGAAACAGAAAGAAACCAGAAAGAAUGAACCAGACAGCAAGACCAGACAAGACCCAGAACAGGAACAGACCAACCCGACAGAACAGACAGGCAGGACAGAAGACAGAACAAGCCCAGACCAGAAAACGAGAGCAGAAGACAGAACAGAAGACCAGCACCCCAGAACAAGAAGAAAACAGACCAGACAGACAGAACACCCCAGGAUCCAGCCAGAAGAAACAGACAGAGAAACAGAAACAGAACCCGGCCCAGAGACAGAACAGAAAGAACCAGAUACAUACCCCAGAGACCCCCAGAAGACAGACAGACACCAGAAAGAACACAGAAGAAAAUCAGACCAGAGAAACCAAGAACAGACACCAGGACAGACACAGAAAAGGACAGCAGACAGACACCAGCCAAGACGGAAACAGACAGCAGGACAGACAGCCACCAGACAGAAGAAACAGACCCCAGAAGAAAGAAAACAGCCAGCAAGAAGCACAUUUGGUGCAGAAGACCAGAGAAAACAGAAACAGAACCCACAGCUCAGACAGAACAGAAAACAGAAACAGCAGACCAGCAGAAGAAAGGACAGACAGAAGAAAGAACAGAAGAAACAGAACCAGACAGACAAGAAACAGGACCCCAAGAAACAGACAGAACAGAACACACAAAGAAGAGACCCCCCAGACGAACAGAACAGAACCAGCCCAGAGCAGCACACAGACCAGACAGAAACAGACCAGAACAGAAAGAAGAGAAGAACAGCCCAGACGAAAAGACGCAGAAAAGAACCAGAAGCAGAACAGAGAACAGACAGACAGAAUUUUGGUUCAGAAACCAGCCACAGGGAACAGAAAAGAACAGCAGAAACCACCAAGAAGAAGAAAGAAAGACCAGAAAAGAAGAAAAGCCAGACAGAACAGAACCACAACCAGAAACAGAACCAGACACACAAGGACAGACAGGAAACCCCCAGAACAGACAGAACAAAAACACAGCAGAAACCAGACACAGCACAGAGAACAGAAUAGACCCCAGAACAGAAAGCAGACAGAGAGCAGCCAGAGAACACAGCCAGAACCAACCCAGAACUGAGUCCGGUCAGAGAGAAACAGAACAGGAAACCAGAACCAGAUACAGAACAGAAGCCAGACCAGAUCCAGAAACACCAGACAAGACCCAGAAGCCACAGCAGCAGAAACCAGGACGACAGACCAGAACACAGAGCACAGCAGACAGCAAGCACACAGGAACAAGAAGAGAACAGAAAGACAGGGAACCGAACGAACCAGAAAGAACCAGACCCAGACCCAGAAAAGAAAGAGACCCCAGAACAGCAGGAACAGGACAGACAGCAGAACCCAGAAAGCAGAAACGAACCAGCACACCAGACACCAGACAGAAACCACAGGAAGCCCAGACAGACAGACAAGACAGAACACCAGAGAACACCAGACCCAGACAGAGAACCAGAAACAGAGAAAGCAGACAAGCAGCAGAACCCACACACAGAAAGAAACAGAACAAGACAGACACCAGACACAGAACCCACCAGAACAGAACCAGAACAGAAACCCAGAAAGGACAGAGCCACCCAGAAAGAACACAGAAGAGGACUGGGGUCCAGCCAGAAACAGCCAGACCAGACCAAGAAACAGAGCACAGAAAGAGAGACAGACAGCCCACACACAGACACCAGACCCACAGACAGAACACCAGCAGACAGACCCAGACACCAGACAGAGAAACAGGAACAGAAACCAGAAAGAAAGCCAGAAACCAGCAGGAACAGAAACAGAAACAGACCAGAAACACCAGACAGCCAGCAGAACCCCAGCCAGCACAGAAACCCACAGACACCACCAGACCAGACAGAACCAGAACAGCAGAACAACCACAGACUGUGUUGGUUUUGGGUUUCACCAGAACAGAACAGACAGAACACAGAAGACAGAACAGAAAACAGACCCACAGCAGACACAGACCGACCAGAAACCAGAACACAGAACCAAGCAAGAGACAAGGCACAGAGAAACCCCACCCCAGAACCCCAGAAACCACCAAGAAAGAAAAGAAACAGACCACCAGGCAGCAAGACCAGAACAGAGCACCAGACAGAAAGGAAAGAAAAGGACAGAACCAGAAAACCAGCAGAAAGAAAAGACAAGAACCAGAAAGAGAACACCAGCAGACAGAACCAGCUAGAACAGAACAGAACCAGAAGAACACAGACCAAGAAAGACAGACAGAACAGACAGAACAGACAGGCAGAACCACAAGAGCCCAGACAGAACAGACAGAACAAGACAGAAACCACCCAGAUACCAGACAGCCAAGAACGACCAGAAAAAGAAAGAAGACAGCAAGAACCCCACCAGACAACGACAGUACAGACGCAGAACCAGAGCAGAAACCACCAUGCAGAACAGACCCAGACAAAGCCAGAAAAGCCAGGAAAGAAAACCCAGACCACAGACGACAGAAACCAUGGUCAGCAGAAAGAAGCAGAACCCCAAACAGGAAAAGAAGACAGACCCAGCAGAAGCAAGAACAACCAGCCCAGACCAGAGCAGGAAAGAAAACAGCACCCAGACCAGAACAGAACAGCCAGCAGAACAGAAACAGCAGAACAGAAAGACAGACCAGACACAAAGACACAGCACCAGCUCAGACCCACCAGCAGAACAGAGAACAGCCAGAAACAGGAAAAGCCACCAAGAAACAGAACAGAAAAGAAACAGACCCAGAAGAACACAGAACAGAAAAGCAGAACAGAAUGGGCAGAAGACCCAGACAGAACGCCAGCAGCAGAACAGCCAUCAGAAAAGCAGAAAGAAAACAGAACAGAACCAGAAGACAGGCAGAAACAGGGACCCCCCACCCAGGACAGACACAGACAGAAAAGAACCGCAGAACACCACAGAAAGAACCAGAACCAGAAAAGAACAGACACAGAACAGAGACAGAAGCCACCAGACCCAGAGACCACAGCCCAGACAGGGGACAAUAGAAACACAGAACAGGAACCAGCGGAAACAGAGGGAAACCAGCAGACACAGAACCAGCCAGCCCAGAACAGACCACAGCCAGCCACACAGCAGACCCACAGAAGACAGGAAACCCGAAAAAGAACAGAAACCAGAACAGAACAAGACCCAAGAGCAGCCAGAAACCCCACCAGAACCAGAAGACCCAGAGAACUGAACCAGGAAAAAGGAAAGCACAUCCCACCCACAGACACAGAGAACCCAGAAACGAAAGAACCAGAACAGAACAGACAGAAAGAAAGCAGACCAGAACAGAACAGAAAGCCAGAAGAAACAGCAGAACAAGAACCAGAAACAGAAAAACAGAACAGAAAAGACAGAACAGAAACCCCGGGGGGCCACCAGACAGAACCAGAAAAGAACAGCAGCAGAACAGAUGGGCACACCCCCCAGGUCCAGAAGAACAGAAACACAGAACCAGAAACAGAAAAGAAAAGACAGACAGAGUGUUUCCCAGAAAGAACCAGUGAACCCACCAAGAAACAGAACCAGCAGAAAGAGGAAACAAGCACCAGGACAGAACACAGAACAGAGACCCAGCAGACCAGAAGACCAGCAGACCAGCAGCCAGAACAGCAGACAGAACAGAACAAGCAGACACAAGAACAGGAUGAAACCACACAGGUUUGGUACGACAGCAGCAGAAACAGCCAGAGACCCAGAAGCAGACCCAGACCAGACCAGAGACCAGCAGACCCAGAACAGAACCACCCAGAAACACCCAGAAAGGGGUUUGUCCAUAAGACUAGAAAAGAGGCCAGAAGAAGGGGCAGAACCAAGACCACAAGACAGACAGAAAAAGACACACAAAGCAGAACCCAGCCAGCCAGCAGCAGAAGCCAGCAGAAUCAGAAACAGACCCAGAGAACAGGCAGACAGACAGACAGGAUGGUGGCCAGGAACCAGACAGCCAGAAACCGAAAACCGAAACCAGAACACCAGACAGAAAAGAACAGGACAGGACCACAGAAGAAAAGCCACAGACACAGAACCCCCAGACCCCAGACAGAAGAAACAGAAACCAGACAGACCAGCAGAAACACCAGAACAGCAGAAGACAGAGAACACAGUGAAAGCAGAACCAGAACAGAAAACAGCAACCCACCCCAGAACAGAAAACAAGAAAGGCAGGACCACAAACAGCAAGAAAGAACAGGCAGACCAGCAGAAAGAAAAGCAGCCGCAAGACCCACCAGCCCAGAACCAGAACCAGAAAGAACAGAACAGAAACAAGAAACAAGCCAGAACAGCAGCAGGAAAAGAACAGAAGAAGAACAGGGACCACAGCACAAGAAAGAAGACGUAACAGAACCAGAAGAAACAGCCAGCAGACCAGAACCACAGACCAGCAGACCCAAGAGCAGACAGAGGAAGCAGCAGAAACCAGAAACCAGAACCAAGACAGAAGAAACAGAGAAGAAGAGAACCAGAAGAAGACGACCACCCAAGAAGACCAGAAAGACCGACCCAGACAGAAGCCAGAAACCCAAAGAACAGAAGAAACAGAAAAUCCCAGAUAAGAACCAGAACCAGCCACAGCAGAAAAGAACCCAGCAAGAAACAGAAACAGAACAGAAGAAACCAGCAGAGAGUCAAGAAGCACACACACACCAUGAACACCCAGAAACAGUCACACCACAGAGCAAGAAACAAGAAGGCCAGACAGAAAACAGAAAAGGAACAGAAAGAACACAAGACACAGACCAGACAACAGAACAGAAGAACAGAGAAACAGAAACCACAGCAGCCCAGACCAGAAAUUUGCCUCUUUGCCCAACCAGCAGCCAGCAGAACAGGACAAGAGAAAACACCAGACCCAGAACAGAAAACAACCAGGACAGAGGUUUGGGGGGUGGGUUUUGGCACAAGCCCCAGAACAGCAGAAGAACAGACAGAACCAGCCCAGGCACAGAACAAGACAGAACAGCCAGAACAGAACAAGCAGCAGAAACAGACCACAGAACAGAGAAACCACAGAAAACAGGACAGCAGAAAGAGCAGACACAGCAGCAGCCCACAAGACAGAAAGCAGACAGCAGAGACAGCACCAGGAAGCAGAACCAGUCAGAACAGACCAGAACAGAACAGCAAACAGCCAAGGACAGCAGAAACCAGAACAAGCACAUCAGAACCACAGAGGCAGAACAGAAAACAGAAAGACCGACAGACAGACAGACCAAGAAAGAACAGAAGCAGCAGAAAAGAAGAGAAACAGAAGUGCAGAACAUCAGAAACAGAACAGCAGAACAGAAGAUUGUCAGAAAAGCAGACCAGAAACAGGACGACAGAAAGCGCAGCCAGCCAGAGGACAGACAAGCCAGAAAGAAACAAAGAAAAGAAGCAGAAACAGAACAGCCCGCACAGACCGACAGAAACCAGAACACCAGAAGACAGCAGACCAGAACAGCACAGAACCAGAUACGGAGAACAGAAACAGAACACAGACCAGCCCAGAAAACCAGACACAGAACAGAAAGACAGAACCAGAAGAAACCCAGAACAGCAGACAGCAAGACAGACCAGAACCAGAACCAGCAGCCAGAAGAAAAAAGAGAAACAGAACAGAACAGAACAGAGACAGCAGAAAGAAGAAACCAGACAGCCGCACAGAAGCCAGAACAGAACCCAAGCAGACCAGCCAAGAACAGACCAGGGACCGGCCAAGCAGACCCAGACGCCCAGACAGAACAGCCAGAAAAACAGAACACACCCAGAACCAGACCCCAGAGAAAGAACCAGAAAAGACAGAAAAGAACCACCAGACACAGAACCCAGAACAGAAACCAGAACAAGAGAAAGAAGCAGACAGACAGACACCAACCCCAAAGAAAAGCCAAGAAACAGACCAGGACAGACAGACACAAGCAGCAGAACCAGAGAAACCAGUCCAGAGACACAGAGAAAACAGACAGAAAAAGAAGCAGACACAGACAGACAGAAACAGAAAAGAAAAGAAGGACCCCAGAGAGCAGACAGCCCCCAGACAGAACCA
Molecule: messenger RNA, 40106 nt
Organism: Penaeus monodon (black tiger shrimp)
Lineage: Eukaryota; Metazoa; Arthropoda; Malacostraca; Decapoda; Penaeidae
Exons: 31
Source: RefSeq, a predicted model, not a curated record